Molecule: messenger RNA, 972 nt
Organism: Cokeromyces recurvatus
Lineage: Eukaryota; Fungi; Mucoromycota; Mucoromycetes; Mucorales; Mucoraceae
Exons: 3
Coding region: 187-930 (247 amino acids)
Source: RefSeq, a predicted model, not a curated record
AAGGAGACAACGGAGGAAAAAAAAAGCUAUUUUCUUUUUCAAAUCCGUAAAGUGUUAUUAUAUCUCCACAUCGUAAUAGGAGAUAGUAAACAGCAAAAAAUGAAUAAAUUAAAAUUAGGAAAUAGACAUCAGUUAUAGAAUAGAAGGCGUAUUUAAUAGUAUCAUCAUGAUGUGUUAGCCUUAUAAAUGAUGCUUCUUACAACUGAAUUUGAUUCAAUCGUACCAGUAGCUGGUUGGUUAUCGAAAAUGAUUGUCCCUUUACCAUUCGGUAGGUCCUGUUGGUCUUCAAAAUUUUUUGUUUUGCUUGGAUCAGAAUUGCGUUAUUAUAAAGACGAGCAUACAGAAACAGCAUCACAAAUAUUAGAUUUACAUCAGAUAAGUCAAGUUACUUGUGUAUCAACUAUAAAUCAUCCUUUUUGCUUUCGACUUGAGCCUAAAGAAAAUCAAAUAAUAAAACCUUGGAUCAUUGAAUGCAAAACAGAACAAGACAUGAAUACUUGGGUACUUACUAUUCAACAUAGAAUUAGAAGAGCCUAUUCUUCCGCUGUAAAGAUGGAUGACAUGCUACAAAUAUCAAAAAGAUGGCCUUUAUGCUGUUGUACAGUAUCGUCUAGUAAUAAAAAAUCUUUAUUAGCUCGCAGGAACAAAAAAUUGACUCCAAUCAUAACAAUGGAAUCUAUACAAUAUCUUCCUCCUCCUCCUCCUUCCUCCUCAUCACCUUGUAUGUCUUCCACUACUAACUCUUCUUCAAAAAGUAUAUUAUCAUCUUCUAGUACAGUUGUGGAUUUUUCUUCUGUUAUUUCUCCUGGUAUCAUCGAGCGAUAUUAUCCUUAUCAUCAAACAAAGUCGUAUCAAGAAGAGGAUGCAAUCUCUUUAGAAGAAAGCUCAUCACCUACUUAUUUAAACUACAAGAAGAGAUUCCAUUUAUAAACUCAUUUAUAUUACUGCAUUUUAUUUUAUUUUAUUUUAUUU